AAGUUGAUUAUUCAGCAUUUCCAAAGAUGAAGAGGAAAGUUGCAAAAGUUGGGAAAUUGAGGCUUAGUCCUAAUGAAGAAACCAUGCUUCUGAAAGAAGAAUAUGAAAGAAGAAGAAAACUGAGGCUACAACAAGUUAGAGAGCAGCAGAAGUAUAUCGCCUUGCAGAUAAGACAGAAAGUAAAGCAGAGGAGAGAAGAACAACUACAUCAGUUAGAGGAGGCACUGACAGCUGAAUGGCAGAAAGCACAGGAUCAAAAGAUGAAAGCCUUAGAAAAGCUGUAUUUAUCAAGCUUAAGAGCGAUUGGUGAGGGUCACCGACAAGCCAAGGAGAAUGAACCUGACUUAGAAGCUCUGGCAAAGCAAGCAGAGGAAAGGAAACAAAGAGCAGAGAAGAGACAUAGGAAAGCCCUGAAAGAGCAGAAGUACCAAAAAGAAAAAUUACUUCGUGAGCAAGCCCG
This is a messenger RNA of Pygoscelis adeliae (Adelie penguin), 460 nucleotides long. Its product is annotated as centrosomal protein KIAA1731 homolog. Gene Ontology annotation, biological process: regulation of centriole replication. Lineage: Eukaryota; Metazoa; Chordata; Aves; Sphenisciformes; Spheniscidae. Gene Ontology annotation, cellular component: centriole; cytosol; centrosome. The annotation marks the transcript as partial. The record is from RefSeq and is a predicted model, not a curated record. The transcript is spliced from 3 exons.